Brassica rapa (field mustard) is the source of this 831-nucleotide messenger RNA. RefSeq names its product glutathione S-transferase T3-like. The record is from RefSeq and is a predicted model, not a curated record. Lineage: Eukaryota; Viridiplantae; Streptophyta; Magnoliopsida; Brassicales; Brassicaceae.
AUGGCAUCGUACUAUCCAGGGUUUGUUAACCUACUAACAAGCCAAACCGGAGAAUCUAGCACUCCAGAGUUUGUGAACCUCUCUGGUUCUCAAUCCUUAGACGUGGAUUCACCUGAUCUUCCAGCAUUUAGCAGCCAGUCUGCAGAAGCAUCUACUGUCAAGGAGAGGAAGAAAUGGUCUCCGAAGGAGGAUGUUAUUCUCAUAAGCUCUUGGCUCAACACCAGCAAAGAUCCCAUAAUAGGGAAUGAGCAAAAGUGUGGAACUUUUUGGAAAAGGAUCCGGGAUUACUACAACUCAAGUGUUCAGCAUGUUGGGUUGGAGCCUAGGGAGCUAGGUCAGUGCAAGCAAAGGUGGGGAAGGCUUAAUGACCUAGUCUGCAAAUUCUGUGGUUCUUAUGAUGCGGCUUUGAGGGUUCAAUCAAGCGGUGAGAAUGACAAUGAUGUGAUGAAGAAAGCACUAGACAUGUUCUUCAAUGACUAUGGUUGUAAGUUCAAUUUAGAGCAUGCUUGGAGAGAGCUUAGGCAUGACCAGAAAUGGUGCUCUAUGUAUCAAGCUAAGGAUGGUGGUAAAGAGAAGCGGAAGACUGUUGGUGGUGCUGUUGAAGGCCAAGAGGCGGUGACUGGUGCUAGGCCUCCGGGUGUCAAGGCUGCUAAAUCGGCAAAAAAAAUGAAAGGUGGUCAAGAGGAGUCUUUCAUAGAGUUAAAAACCGUGUUGGAGAUGAAAGACAAACUAAACAAGCAGAAGUUGCUGGAGAAGUUGCUUGAGAAGCCUGAGCCUCUUUCUGAGAUGGAAAUGACUCUAAAACUGAAACUGAUGUCAGAAAUGUUGUAA